ACAGAGGGCCCAGGUCAGGGCAAUCAAUGGACACCUCCGAUCUGGGUGCUACCCUGUGGCAGUGAUGAGAGGGCUCUGGUGAGGGUGCUCCGCUAUCACCUGACACCGGGUGCCUGUGAGUGACAGAGAUGAGAGACCUGAGAGGGACAGUAGCUGUGAUCUCAGCUCUAGGAGCCUGAAGUGAGGAAGAAGCAUGAGGUCCCGGGUAAGGACGUUCAGCUGUCACCUCCAUUCUGGAGCCACAAGCAUGAGGGACCCCGUGAGGACAGUCACUGGUCACCUCAUCUCUGACAUAGUCCUUAGAGCCUCGCUGAAUUGAGACAAAUGUCACAGCUCUGGGGCCCUAGGAUGGGGAACAGACACAACGGACUAGUGAGGAAAGACACCUGUCACCUAAGCUCUGGGUGGCAACAUUGGCGCUGAGGGCUUUCAACUGGCACUGAAUCUCUGCAGUGGGACACAGCAGGAGGGCCCAGGCGAGGACAGCCAACAGUCCCCUUAGCUCUGGGCGCCUACACUGAGUGAGAGGCGUUGGGCCCAGGUUUCAACGUUCAACUCACAUUUAACUGUGGGAUACCUGGACCAGGGCGAGGCUUAGAGGCCCAACCUCAGGUAAAGGCAUGAGGGGCAGGCAAGGGCACACAGGUAGCCCUUCAGCGAUGGCAGCCACCCUGGGGCAGAGACAUGAGGCCCAGCAGGGGGCACUCAAAUGCCACUUCACCUCCGUACAGCUCCACACCACAGAGACCUGAGGGCCCAGGUGAGGUGAGUUGACUACAGGCACAAAUCUUGGUAGCUACACUGGAACGGAGAGCGAGGGACCAUGGAGGUCAUUUAACUGUCAUCUCAGCUCUGGAUUCCUACACUGUGGCAUAGGUGGCCUCAGGUGAGGGCAUUCAACUGUCACCGGAGAUCCGAUUGCCUAAUCUAGGGUAGAGGCAAGAGGUCCUGCAAUAAGACAGUCGCCCAUCACCUCAGCUCUGGGUGCCUACUCGGGGGUAGAGGCGGGAGGUGCCGGCACGGGGGCAUCAGCAUGCAGGCCCACGUGAGCACUGUCAAGUGACAACUCCGUGCUCGGUGUCUACACUGAGAGGGGAACGAGGGAUCAGCUGAGCACGCGGGCUCUGGGUGCCUACACUCAGGCAGGGACACAAGGAGCCGAGGAAACACAGUGAACUGGUGCCGCAGCUGUGGGAACUACAUUCUCUGCCAUCUCCUGCUGGGUGCCCGCACUGGGGCCGGGCCAUGAGGGUCUAUGACAAGAGGGUCUCAUGCUCUCCAAGUCCCCAUUGAAAAACAUUCCUUGGAGAAACAAAGCUGCCCCUUGAGGCACAGAAGGCUUGGGAUGAGUCCCAGGCCUCUGGCCCUCUCGAGGGUGGUGCCCCUGGGGUUGGUGAAUGUGCCUCUGGGCCCUCAGGGGGGCUCAUUAAACCAGCCUUUCCAAAAUGCCUGCUCUGAGCAAGGUGUAAACACUGUCCUCUAAGAACCAGCCGUCUGGCCGCUGCCCUGUGCCUGGCAGGAGCUUCGUCUACUGGGCACCACGACUGCCAGCAUUACAGGGAAGAGCGCUAAGGAGGGCACGGUGCCCAGGGCUUGGUACUCACAGAUAUGUGAGAGUUUGGCAAAUGGUCAGUGCUAUUUCUGGUCCCAAAUUCCAUGACAAAACUCAAAUACCAACCCGUGACAGCAGCACAGGGGCCUGAAACUUAUCACCUUGAUCUUGUUAGGGAGAACGAGGGAGUGUUGUGAAUGCCAGUGGAGAAGCUCCUGGAUGCUAACCAGAGCUCUGUCACUGCCUGGCUCUAUCACCUUUCUCUGUAUUCUGGGUUCUUUCCUUAGGAAGGUUUCCAGAAAGCGGUGACAUUGGGUCAAAGGGCACGGAUGUUUCAGUGGUUCUCACGCCGCCCGGCUGCUGCCGUCCAGAAAGAUGGGUCCAGGCGACAGAGGUGGCCCCAGCUCUCCCAGCGCGGGAGAGCGCACGGUCCACAAACGCUGCACCUGACGGCUGCCCCACCCCAGCGGGAGAAGUGGACAUGAGGUUGGCAGGUCCCCUCCGCAUCAUGGCCCUGGUCAUCUCCGUGGGCCUCACCUGGCUCGUAGCCAGCAUCCUCCUCGGUGGGCCUGGCGGCGGCUUUCCUCGCAUCCAGCAACUCUUCGCCAGCCCAGAGAACUCAGUGACUGCAGAGCCAAGGGCCAGGAAGUACAAAUGCGGCCUGCCUCAGCCGUGUCCCGAGGAGCACCUGGCCUUCCGCGUGGUCAGCGGGGCUGCCAACGUCAUUGGACCCAAGAUCUGCCUGGAGGACAGGAUGCUCAUGAGCAGUGUCAAGGACAACGUGGGCCGGGGACUGAACAUCGCCCUGGUGAACGGGGUAAGCGGAGAGCUCAUCGAGGCCCGCGCCUUCGACAUGUGGGCGGGAGAUGUCAAUGAUCUACUGAAGUUUAUCCGGCCGCUGCAUGAAGGCACCCUGGUGUUUGUGGCUUCCUAUGAUGACCCAGCCACCAAGAUGAAUGAAGAGACCAGGAAGCUUUUCAGCGAUCUGGGCAGCAAGAAUGUCAAGGACCUGGCCUUCCGGGACAGCUGGGUGUUUGUAGGGGCCAAGGGUGUGCAGAACAAGAGCCCCUUUGAGCAGCACGUGAAGAACAGUAAGCACAGCAAUAAGUACGAAGGCUGGCCCGAGGCGCUGGAGAUGGAGGGCUGCAUCCCCAGGAGGACCACAGCCAGCUAGCGGCCGAGCUCGACGACCAGACUAAGCGAGGCUGUGUGUACCCAGCCAGGAGGGGGCGCCGGCUCAGCGCUGAGGCCCGACCCCACGCCCAGCCAGGGGCACUCCUGCCCCAGCACGGCAGGGCUCCGAGGCGGUGACCGGUGACCAGACCGUGCCCGGUGGUGGGGCUGCGCUGCGGCCCCAUGGCGCUUUGUCCGGGGACCCCAGGUACCCGUCUCCUUUUCCUAAAGCACUCUGCUGGCCGACACCCACCCAAGUCCCAAGCGCCUGCGGCCCCCAGUCUGAUAGCAGCUGCCUGGCAGGUCGGGGCAUCUUCCGGAGCCUCUCCGUCCCAGAGUGGCUCGCUGCUCUGCAGGCCAGUCCUGUUUCCAGUGUGAUUCGUUCUGCUGAGCCGAACGCGGUGGCCACUCCCGGCGCCUGGCUGCCUCCUGCCUUGCUCUCGCGGGAAGGGGUGCCCGCCUGGGAGCCAGGCUGGCCGGGCAGUGAGGUCGCCGGCCCGAUGGCGGUUCCCAGCGCGGCGGGUGGCAGCUCCUGCGGUUUGUCUGUCAGAGGGCCCGCUUUCUAAAUGACGUCUUAAUAAACUGGUGGCCCCCGAA
This is a messenger RNA of Delphinapterus leucas (beluga whale), 3322 nucleotides long. Lineage: Eukaryota; Metazoa; Chordata; Mammalia; Artiodactyla; Monodontidae. The record is from RefSeq and is a predicted model, not a curated record.